AUGUUUAAACGCGUCAGAGGGGCUCUGCUGCUGGUCCUGCUGUGCGCCCCAUGGAGGGGGCGUCCUACAGAUGUCCCCGCCCUGUCCUACGAGUUCACCGCCUACAGGAUGCAGCACUACAACCUCCAGCAGGAGAAACACGGCUGCCGUAACGCCGUGGUGGUGGGUGAGGGGCGGUGGGCGGACGACGUGGGCCUGCACCGCCGCUGCGUGAUCAUGAGGCUGCCGGACUUCACGGUGGACCGCUUCCGCGAGGCGCUGCGCCAGAAAGCGGCCGCCGUCCUCGUCCUGCUGCCUAGCAACAUAACCGCCGUCUCCCAGGACCAGGUACAGAGCUUUAUGGUCAGUGAAUGGGAGGCGCUGCAGAAGGAGACCCUCAUACCUGUGUACAUCGCCCCUGAGGACGAACAGCUUCUCUUCAUGUAUGACCAGCUCAAAAUGGCUGCCGCCGCCAGGGCCUCGUCCAUACUGGUGCGAGUUUUCUCCAGCAUGGUGUUAACCAGCGGGUUCCAGAUUACAGUGAGCAACAACGCUCUAGUCAAGCCCAUCACCGACACAGCCAUCGUCACCCUGGAGGGAGUACUUCCUGGCGCAGGAAGGGACCCGCCCACCAUUGUCAUCACGGCUCACUACGACUCCUUCGGAAUUGCCCCUUGGCUGUCGUACGGAUCUGAUUCCAACGGCAGCGGUGUGGCCGUGCUCCUGGAGCUGGUCCGCCUCUUCCACGACCUCUACAGCGACCCCCGCAGCCACGCCCCGUACCACUUGCUUUUCUCCCUGACCGGUGGGGGCAAGUACAACUUCCUAGGGACCAAGCGUUGGAUCGAGGAGAAUCUGGACCAUGCUGAGUCCAGCCUCAUUCAGGACAAUGUGGCGUUUGUCCUGUGUCUCGACACGCUGGCCAACGGUGACGGACUGUUCCUCCACGUGUCUCGACCCCCCAAGCCUGGCACCCCUCAGCACACCUUCAUCCAGGAGCUGGAGCAGGUGGUAUCUUCCCGUUUCCCCUGGGUGAAGGUGGGAAUGGUCCAUAAGAAGAUCAAUCUGGGGGAGUCCACGGUGGCGUGGGAGCACGAGCGGUACAGCAUGCGCCGGAUCCCUGGCUUCACCCUCUCUCACCUGGACGACCCCCGGUCUGAGCAGAGGGGCUCUAUCUUGGAUACCAUUUCCCAGACAGACAUCAGGAAGCUGAAGAGGAACGCGGUGAUCGUGGCUGAGUCCCUCGCCCGUGUCAUGUACAACCUCUCGGACAAGGGGUCACCGAAGGAGCUGCAGGUGUUUAAGGGCCAAAUGGAGAUCCAGGACGGCCGUCUCUCGGCGAUGAUGUCUUUCCUGUCCUCGGUGCCCCGGGCCGCUCAGCUGCUGGACCGUGAACCGGGUCCGGUCCUCCUGGUCCACUCCCUGGAGCAGCAGCUGAGCCGCUACCUCAAGCAGGUCCUGCGACACACCUUCCACAACGACCGCAGAGAUCCUGAGCUCACCUUCUUUGACCAAAUGAACCAGCCAAUGAUGAUGUACAGGGUGAAGCCUGCUGCAUUUGACCUCUUCCUCGGGGGAUGCAUCGCUGUGUACAUAGCAGUCGUUUACUUCGCCAUUCAGAAUUUUGGUCACGUGUACACCAAACUCACCAAAAUGGCUAUGAGGCCCAAGCAGCAGUGA
Messenger RNA from Conger conger (European conger), 1659 nucleotides. RefSeq names its product Nicalin-1-like. Gene Ontology annotation, cellular component: endoplasmic reticulum membrane. The record is from RefSeq and is a predicted model, not a curated record. The transcript is spliced from 15 exons. The coding region runs from base 1 to 1659 and encodes 552 amino acids. Gene Ontology annotation, biological process: regulation of signal transduction. Lineage: Eukaryota; Metazoa; Chordata; Actinopteri; Anguilliformes; Congridae.